Menidia menidia (Atlantic silverside) is the source of this 2550-nucleotide messenger RNA. The record is from the annotation of a GenBank genome assembly. NCBI's taxonomy places the organism in Eukaryota, Metazoa, Chordata, Actinopteri, Atheriniformes, Atherinopsidae.
AUGGGAUUCUCCAAGAAAGGUCAAGGGGCUUUAGGUAAGAGGCGCUGCGUGCUGACGAAGAAGCAGCCCUACAGCGGAGACGAGUGGUGCUCCGGGCCGGAUACGGACGACGAGGACAAGCUGCACGCCAACGCCCAGCGUGAGCGGGGGCUGGCGGGUCCCGUCCAGGUUCUCUCCGACCGACUCCUGUCUGAACCGGGGGUUCCUCUCCUGGCCUGUGGGGUUCUGAAAACAGAACCCCCUCAGCCCUCACAGCAACUGAACUCCAGCAGCUCCCCGCCCACAGGAACCCCUAAAUCCCAGAGCGGGACCCCUCGCCCGGCCUCUGCUGGAGUGGGGGGGGGGCACUCCGAUACCGACUCCCCUCAGACCAGGGGAGCCCCCGGAGGGACCACGCCCGGAGGCCUUGAUCCCGGAAACGGGGAUCCCCCCGGGGGAGGCCCUCCCCUCCCGGUGGGUACCACCUCCCCAUCGGGGAGCCCCUCCAUCCUGUCGGCGCACCUCCAGGGGGACGGCCUCCAGAGGAGCGGCCCCCCCAGCACAGACGGCCUUUCCAGGGAGCAGCUCGAGCACAGAGAGAGAUCUUUGCAGACCCUGAGGGACAUAGAGAGACUCUUUCUACGUACCGGAGCAGGGGGAGGAACCCCUGGAGAUCCCGGAGUAUCCAACAACCCUAACCUUAACAACCCUAACAACCCAAACAACAUGAAUACAAACAGCAAUCCUGACCGGGGUGCUAUCGAGGACACCGGGUCUGGGAAUUGCGUUAGCGGUAGCAUGCUAUCCUCGGCCUUGACUUCUGUCGGGGGGAUGAAGAAGUACGAAGAGCCCCUCCAGUCCAUCAUCUCCCAGACGCGCUCCCUUGGAGGAGCAGCCCUUGAUAGCCCUGAAAUGGAGUCCCAUCACCACCAAAGCUUACAGCAACACCCCCAUCACCAGAUGUCUUCCCCCGGGGAGGACAUGGGCCCCUUGAUCGGUCCGGAGGGGCUCACCCGGGAGCAGAUGGCCUGGAGGAAGCUCCAGGAGGAGUACUACCAGGAGAAGAGGCGGCAGCAGGAGAUGCAGCCCCCUGCACACCCCCAGCACUUUAGGAUGAUGACGGAGGUGGGAAUGCACGGAGGAGGCCCCGUCAUGAUGAGGGGACCCCCGCCUCCCUACCACAGCAAACCCGGAGAGCAGCACUGGAAUCCCGCCGGUAUGAUGGGAGGCGGAAUGGGUGGGAACGGGAGGAUUAUGGACAUGAACCAAGAUGGACCCCGGGGCCCAAGGUUCAUGGGACAGAUGCCUAGAGGGCAGCCUGGAGGAGGAGCCUAUCCCUGUAGUCCGGGAGGGGGUCUACCUAUCGAAAGUAUAGGGCCCCAAAGGCCCAACCGACCUGGGAUGAUCUGGUUGGAGGAUAUGCCCAACAACAUCGGAGGGGGUCAGUUCCACGGAUGCUACACGGGUGGGAAUCCGCAGGUUCUCCAGGGAGACCCGGAGCUCCUCACCAGGGAGGAGAUGUUCCGGAUCAUGGAGAAGAGGCACAUGCAGGGAGUCUCCCGGUUUGAGUUGGACCGGUUAGCCAAACAGCAUCAGCAGCAACAGGGAAACGCGGGGGCCAGAAUCAUGGACGGCCUCGGGGGGCCGGACUUUCCCAACUUGGCCAUGCGGGGUCCGCACCCCGGCCGAGGGGAUCCGAUGGACUUUCCCAGUUCACGGGAGAUAAUUUGCUCUCCUGGGCCGGGUCCUCAGAUGGAUUCGCCUCUAGGGGGCGGAGUCACGAUGGGAAUGAACCCUCAGAUGAACCUUCAACAGCAGCAGAUGAUGCUCUCUCAGAGGCUCAGAGGAGGCCACCCCUCGUUAGGGGAGAUGUUCGGCCCUGGGGAGAUUUCAAGGAUGAGCUCUACCCAAAACGGACGAGGAGGAAACAAGGGAAUGAUCCCAGGACCAGACGGUCCCUUCCAGUUCCCGAAUCACGGCCCCUUCCCUGGAAACCAAGCCGGGGGGCCUUACCUCCAACAGCCUGAGAUGUUCGGGCCCGAUCAGCCCGGUCCAAAUCCGAUGGGGGGGGGCACCUCCCGGUUGAGUCACAUGCCCCUGACUGGAGGCCUUAGAGGAGCAGAGCUUGGUCCAAGGAACCAAUCUGAAAUCAGUGUGAACCCCCUCAGUUCCCCAUCAGGGCCUUCCCCCCACCAGCUCAAGUCCCCGUCCCUGAACCAGAAACCAUCUCCUCUCUUACCCUCCCCCUCCGCCCCCGGACUGAAGUCGCCCCUCUCCUCUGCGGGGCACCACCCCCCCCUCCCCCCCGCCUCCGGGGCAGGGACUCCCUGCUCUUCCUCGGUGAAAUCCCCGCAGAUUUUGGGGUCUUCCGGCCUCGGGUUGCACUCUCCGGCCGCCUCCCCGGGACACCUGAAGUCCCCGGUGAUGGCGGUGGGGUCUCCGGGGUGGGCCUCCCCCAAAACGGCUCUGCCCAGUCCGGGGAACGGUCCAGGGGCCGGGAAGAUGGUGGGAAAUGGAGGAAGUAGCUCCACCGAAACAGGUACACUCCUGCCAAGGCCAAAAAUGGUCUAA